Molecule: messenger RNA, 2558 nt
Organism: Macroventuria anomochaeta
Lineage: Eukaryota; Fungi; Ascomycota; Dothideomycetes; Pleosporales; Didymellaceae
Product: putative Zn(II)2Cys6 transcription factor-like protein
Exons: 4
Coding region: 1-2061 (686 amino acids)
Biological process (GO): positive regulation of transcription by RNA polymerase II
Cellular component (GO): nucleus
Molecular function (GO): sequence-specific DNA binding; zinc ion binding; DNA-binding transcription factor activity, RNA polymerase II-specific
Source: RefSeq, a predicted model, not a curated record
AUGCCAGAAGAGAACUGGGCCGCGCACGGCGGCGUGCAAGCGUGUGAUCUAUGUCACGCUAGAAAGGUCAAGUGCGAUCGUAAAGAUCCCUGUUCUAACUGCAUAAGUUCAAAGAGCCAAUGUCUCCGUAACAGGCAUAAACGAGCUCCUCGUCCCAAGGUUCGAACUGACGACAAGAUUCAAGCCCUUGUCCAGAGAUUAUCGAGCCUUGAGGACACUGUUCGCGUCACACAAGAGACGCCGAGACCCUCGCUGGCUGUUCCAGAGGAAGCGUCGCCGGAACAACAUGCAUCUUCUGACCGACCUUUGAAGCGCAAGCGUACAAGCACUGCCGUCAAUGCUGUUGCUCCUGCAGCAACACAGGAAGUCGAUACAGCACAACAACCUACAAACGAAGCACGGAACCUAAUUCAGAAAGAGCUCUCGACGAACAGUCGGUUCUCUAUGCAUCAGCGCUCGGUGCUUGAGAUGGCAAUAUCGUUCGUCGACCACUUGUCAAAUGCGCCUGUGCCAACCAUGAAAGACCGCAGUACUUUCGACAAGUCAAUGUAUGAGCCGACCGAGCUCACUCAGGGUGAGAUUCUCCACGUCAUCUUGGGGACUGAGACCAAGAACAUGGCUCCAACAACGAUUCAUUUCCACAGUCUCGAUCACCUUCCACCCAAAGCAGUCGAAAGGAUCGCACUUGCUUUGAUGGAAGAUACGGCAGACGAGAAGACCGAAAACCUGUACAAAGUCAUCAUCCACUUCAAGUUCGCCGUGGUCCUGUACGCCAGCCAACUGCAAGGCCCCAAGAGUCCGGCAGUGCAAAAGCAUAUUCGACAAUUGGAAUACAAUCAUCUCAGCGCAGCACUUACAGCUCUGGAUCAUGUCAGUUUCUUGACCACGCCGUCAUUGCUACUCGUCCAGGCCUUGAUCACAGGCGCUAUGAUGAUGCAAAUCGUAGGAAACCCUGCAAGCUGUUGGGAACUCACAGCUCAUGCCUCUCGAACACUCGUCGCGCUCGGCUACCACACGAUCACAACUAAUGAAGCCAAAGACGAAUAUGACGAAGAGAUACAAGCGGCCCUUGCCUGGUGUUCUCAAUUCGACAGCUGUAUGAGUCUGUUGCUGCUGCGGCCGAGGUCUCUACCCCCUAUGAGCAUCAAGAUCUCGUCUUUGAUCAAAGCCAACCCGCUUAAUCCGAUGAGUGUCUUCGAGAUCAUCGCAAUGGAAAUGAUUCCGGUUCAUGACAAGAUCUUGGAGCUGACUCUGGAUCCUGCAUCCAAGAAAUCUGGAGCGCCACUCAAAGAAGAAGUCGCUCGACUGCGAAUGCAGAUGUCGGACAUCUACAAUUUGAUGCAAAGGGACUGUCCGACACACCUCCUCGACUCCAUCAUGGAUAUAUUACUACACUGGAAAUGCCUCGAGUUCAAAUACUUCUCAACUCUAACGUCUGUCCAUCGUCUUAGCCCAACCGUCACGACCGAUCCAUCGGAACGGGAAGAGUGUCUUCAAAGUGCGCGCAAGGCACUUGAAUGCGUCAAAGUCAUUGAAGCCACGUCCAAGAGCCUGGGCCAUUUCAUCGAAGGCUAUGAUCCUUAUCUGGCUUGGACUAUGUUGUCAUAUCCACUCUGUCCAUUCUUCGUGGUCUUUUGCAACGUGGUAGGUACUUCUAAUGAGCGCGACUUUCAGCUCCUGCAAGCUGUGACUGACGGCAUCUCCGCCCUUGUCACCGAGAACAAAUACGUCAACCGGCUGCACCGACUGUGUGCUACGCUCUUGAGUCUUUGCACACCGCUUGUCAAGACUUCAGGACCGCAAGAUCGCAACAACAUAGAUGCAGCAGUUCAAGGUUUCUCAGCCCAGACUUCGGCACAUCAGUCUACACUGUCAAGUGUGAGAAACACACCAGACAUACUGAACAUAGCGCCCAAUGCUGGUGCCAGUAAUCCUGAUGGAUUUCUGCCCUCGACCUGGAACGAUGACAUGAUGUGGCAGCUGUUCCAGUCCCAACCUUCGCUCGACUGGUUCAACGCGGACAUCUUGGAUCCAACAUGGGACUUCAAUGUACCGAAGUGAGGCUGUCAAGAAUGCUGUCACGCAAGGGAGAAUGAAGGUUGUGAGACGGUUGACAACACCUGUAUACACUUCCCGCUUUGUCCUAGUCGGGCGCCCGACUAUAUCAACAGCUGGAGUCGAACUUCUCCAUUUUCAACACGCACCUAAGCCGCAAAGAGUCGGCCAAGGAAAUGGAAAAUCGAAGAACGGAGCUGAGAGGCGCUUGAACCUAUGCAAAUCCUGGCAUCCCAGACGACACCUGAUACAAGCGUGCGAUCCUUAGGUCGUAGUGAGGUAGUCAACAUGGGUUCGCUCGAAUCUUAGAAGCUUAUUAGUAGCUCAAGGACUACAAACAGAAGGAAAGCGUCGGACUUCUCUAGAUCAAUGCUCGGAGCCUGUAGUUAUCAUGACGCAGGUUCAACAAUCUUUGGAGCGACCGUGGAGCCAUCCAAGUAACUAUGGUGAAGUGCAGCUGUGGUGCCUUGAGAGUUUGCAGAGGUCUUCAGGCCGCUGAUGAG